GGAUUAGAAAGAGUGAGAAAGAGGGGAAUUAUGGCAAAGAAUGGAUGCCUUUUUCUUUUUUCUUUUUUCUUUUUCCAACGUAUGAAAAAUAUCUAAUUCUUUGAGAUAUUCCUUUUGAUAAUUUAUUGCGAGUUUUUACCAUUAAACGACAGCUCUUCACGUCGUACCACAUUUCGACCUUAAUUUCCACGGUCGUGGCGUAUUACGCACCCGUCUACCUUAAUCAGUUCUCACCUCGCAUAGCGCAACCAAAGCGAAAAAAAGUAAUAACGAAAAACAAAAAACUGCAGCAAGGGUUUUCCUCUGGUUCUCUUCUCUCUUUCGACUUUCACUGAUCAUCCAUGGCUCAUACCUCUGCUUCCGAUUCCCGCCGCCUCCUCACCGUCAACCCUUCCCAUCCGAUCUCCAAAGAUGUUCAAGGAUCUGACAAUCCUAUUCCUCUUUCACCACAAUGGCUUCUUUCAAAGCCAGGGGAGAAUAAGCCCGGAAUAGGAACUAUGGAAAAUCAUUCUGUGCCAUAUCCUUCUCAUGGAGGUCGCUCUGAAGUCAUGAAGCCGUCUGGAAAUGGCGAGGGGAUGCAUGAUACCCCAAAGAAGGAUGUCUUUAGACCAUCCUUACUUGAUAUGGAAACUGGCCGCCGAGACCGCUGGCGUGAUGAAGAACGAGAUACCCAUUCAUCUCUGCUCAAAGAUCACUGGAGGGAUGGAGAUAAAGAGCUCAGUGACACCCGCAGGGUUGAUCGAUUGGUAGAUAACUUGCCUUCAAGACAAUUUGGAGAAGCACGCCGUGCACCGACUGAGCGGUGGACUGAUUCAGGUAACAGGGACUCAAAUUAUGAUCAAAAGCGUGAGAGCAAAUGGAACACACGCUGGGGACCUGAUGAUAAAAACAAUGAAAGGUCACGAGAUAAGUGGGCAGACUCUGGUAGAGAUGGUGAUAUGCCUCUUGACAAAGGGUUGCCUCAUCUUUCCAGUCAUGGGAAGGAUGUGAGAGAGGGGGAUCACUAUCGCCCAUGGAGAUCCACCUCUUCUCAGAGUCGAGGAAGGGGAGAGCCUCCCCAUCACCAAGCGCUAACUCCAAGCAAGCAGGUUCCCACAUUUUCUUAUGGCCGGGGACGUGGAGAAAGUCACCCUUCAACAUUUUCUGCUGGCCGUGGAAGGGGAAGUUCUGGUGGAAAUUCAGGGGCUAGUAUACCUUCUCAUCAUCAAACUCUGGGAACCAUAUCUGACAAGGGUGAAAUUGACCAUGGAGAGCCAUCCCCUUUACAGUAUAGUAGGAAAAAAAUGCUUGACUUAUAUAUGAGGACCGACUUGAGAAUUUACCAAAAACUCAUAGAAGAGCUUCUAUCAGUGCCUUCACUUACACAAAAUGAACCAUUGGAACCUCUAGCUCUUUGUGCUCCUAAUUCUGAUGAAAUGCUUGUUCUAAAGGGAAUAGACAGAGGGGACAUAACAAGUAGUGGUUCUCCUCAGAUGCCUAAAGAUGGGCCUGCCAGCCGGAACUCUACAGAGUAUACUCAUCCAAGAAGAAACAAGAUUGGCAGUAGAGAAGAUAUACCACCUGCUGUUGAUGAUUGUAAAGAAGAAAGUUCUGACAUUCCAAACAGCAAUUAUUCACAGCUUGAAAAGCAUAAGGGAUACCCAGAUACUAAGUUCAAAUAUGAAGACAAUAGGGUUCUUUUCAAAAGGGAUGAAGAGGUGCCCAUAAGUAGGGAAUCGAGCAUACAAGUGCCCAACUCUGUUAAUCCUGGCACCAUGUGGCGAACCUCUUCAUUUGGGGAACGAUCACCUACAGUCACACAUGACUGGAAGGAGAUUCCAAAUGAUGCCAGGUCAAGAACCCCUGACAUGAGCUGGUCACAAUCACAGAAAGAUAUGAUUAACCAACGAGAAAGUAAUGUGAUGAAUUCAUCCUAUGCUAGAGAUGAAGCAAAUUGGCAAUCUAGUGAGGAUCCUAUCCUUACGAGGCAGCCAUCUGGAAUUUUGGUGAGGGAACCUGAACCUAGGAAGCUGACUGCUCCGGAGGACCUUAUUCUUCACUAUAAAGAUCCUCAAGGUGAAAUUCAAGGCCCCUUUUCAGGGAUUGAUAUUAUAAGCUGGUUUGAGGCAGGGUAUUUUGGGUUAGAUUUGGAAGUUCGGCUAGCUAGUGCACCCAGGGACUCACCAUUUUCCUUACUUGGUGAUGUAAUGCCCCACUUGCGAGCUAAAGCACGUCCACCACCUGGAUUUGGUGUGCCAAAACAGGGUGAACUCUCUGAUUUGUCAAGCAGACCAAAUUACAGUAGCCCUGGAAAAGUUCAUGCUGGUGCAAGUGAGAUCAAUAUGAUCAGAAAUGAGCCAAGGCAAGCAACAGAAGCUGAAAAUAGAUUUUUGGAGUCACUCAUGUCUGGUGGCAUGAGCAAUCCAUCCCAAGGCCUGCAAGGAUAUGUUCCAAACAAUCCUAGUAGCAUUCCGCCAUCUGGAAUAGAAAAUGGGAGUGACCUCUAUCUGUUGGGCCGGAGAAUGACACUGGAACGGCAAAUGUCUUUGCCAAAACCCUACCCUAAUUGGCAGGGGAGAGAUGGUGCAUCUUUAGUUCCAAAGCCGGAUAUCAUCUCUGAGUCACCCACACGCCAUGCAAAACUCCUCCCUUCAUUGACUGACAACACUCCUCAGCUGCCUCCACAAGCUGCUGAUUUAAUGUCCAUCCUCCAAGGAUUACCUGACAGGUCUGCUCCUGGAGUAAACAACAGUGUCAGUGGUUGGGCAAAUUUUCCUGCACACGGUGCAUUAGAUACUCAUCAAGAGAAGAUCGAGAUACAUCAUGCUCAAAAUUUUCCUAACCAAGUGUCGUUUGGGAUCCAGCAACAAAGGCUGCAAGCACCAACCCCACCUUCCUUGACAAGUUUGCUUGGUCAAACUGUGGAUAAGCCAUCUGGAAUUUUACAACCUGAGAAGUUUAUCUCCACUUCAUCUCAAGACCCCCAACUGCUAAAUAUGUUGCAACAGCAGUAUUUAAUGCAGCAGCUACAACCCCAGACACCAGUACCAACUCCACAGAUGCUGCUACUUGAAAAGAUGAUGUUGCUUAAGCAGCAACAGAAACUGGAGGAACAGCAACAGUUGUUGCGGCAACAACAAUUGCUUUCACAGGUUUUGCAAGAACAAUCGCAGCAGCAUUUAAGUGAACCCUCUUUUGGACACUCACAGACUACCACAAUACCAACAGGUAAUUCAUCCGUGGAUCCGGCUCAACCUCAGUCAUCACCACAGGAUAUUCUUCAGAUUGGUUCGCAGAUCCCGGGCAACCAAGAUGAGCAUGCCUAUAAUAUGAACCUGUCUCAGCAAGUUUCCAGGGGUACCAGUUAUGCUGUUAGUUCUGGGUCCCCACCUGUGCUUCUACCACAAGAGAUGCUCAGUAGUGUCAAUUGUCAGAAGAGCUGGGGUACUAAUGCACCAGAACUGGUAAAUGGCAUGCAACAGUCUUUACUGGUGAAAACAAAUGUUGUUGAAAGCUCGCCCUCAUUGGAAGUGAAAUUAUCUUCUCAGGAGGCUUCUCCUGUGCAAGAGCCCCUCCUAACUUCAGACAGCCAUGCACUUACUGUGGAGCAGCCGCUGGAACGUGCUAAGAAGAUUGAUGAAAUUGUGCCAGUUGUACACCCCAUGAAUGAUGCAAACCGUGGAACCUUGGAGGGCCAUGAAAUUACUUCUGCUAGAACCUCUAAAACCGAUACACCUAUUAAUGAGUGUGUUCAACCUACUGGUGCUAUCGAUGAACUGCAAGUUGGAAGAGAAAAAAGCAAUGAUCAGCCUUCUGUGGUGAGAGAAGUUAAGAAUGUUGAAGCUCCUGAGGUAAGAAAAGCUUCAGAAAAGAAGUCUAGAAAGCAAAAAUCUAGUAAAUCACAAGCUUCAGACCCUGCAAAGGGACUUUCAAAGGCUUCCUCUUUGGUGCAAUCAAAACCAUCUGAAACUGUAGAGUCAGUUGUUGGUGACUCAAACACUGCUGGACAUAAGAUUGAUGGGAUGUCUCAAGGAAAGAAGGAAGAGAACAAAUCCAGAAAUGCUCCCAUGGAUUCUGACUAUGCUAAAAGCUUUUCAGCUGCUAACGUUGGUGUUGUGGAUGAUGAAACCAAAGAACCUAAGGGUGAGAUUCAACCUUCUAGUUCUUCCCCAAUGCAGAACCCAACUGUACAGCCUGCUGUACGUGCUUGGAAACCUGCUCCUGGUUUCAAGGCAAAGUCAUUAUUGGAAAUCCAACAGGAAGAACAGAGGAAGGCUCAAACUGAAAUCGCAGUAUCAGAGGUUACUUCUUCUGUCAACUCUCUAAGUGUGUCAACUCCAUGGACUGGGGUUGUCUCUAGUUUAGAACCCAGAGUUUCUAGAGAAUGUCAAAGAGAUGCAGAUAUUUCUGAGUCAGCUAUUGUGAAACCUGAAAGUUUAAAUUCAUUGAGUAAAAAAAAUUCAUCACUUGAUCUGUUGCCAGAAGAAGUUUUGGCAAAAUCAAGGGAAAGAGAUGCCGAUGUUCCUGGCACUACUACAUCUGCCCAUGUUACCACUACAAUUGUGGAACCCACUGAUAAUGACAAUUUUAUUGAGGCUAAAGAAACUAAAAAGAGUCGGAAAAAGUCUGCCAAAGCAAAGGGCGUGGGAGCAAAAGUUUCAGGUAUUCCAAAUAUUGCUGAUGCUGUUCUUGUUAGUGCAAGUACUGUUGAGAAAGGCAAAAGUUCUCGUCCAGCACAGGCUGAGAAGGAAUUAUUGCCUUCAAUUCCAUCAGGUCCUUCUUUGGGAGAUUUUGUACCUUGGAAAGAGGAACAAGUAAACCCUUCCCCUGCUCCAGCUUGGUCUGCUGAUUCUAAGAAACUCCCUAAACCUACAUCGUUGCGGGACAUCCAAAAGGAGCAGAAGAGGAAUUCCUCUGUCCAGCCAACAAAUCCAAUAAUGACUCCUCAUAAAUCCCAAUCAAGUCAGUCAACCCCUGCUGGUGUUUCAUCAUGGUCCAUCACUUCAUCUUCACCUUCAAAGACUGCAUCUCCACUCCAGAUAAAUUCUCAUGCAUCUCAGUCAAAAUAUAAAGGAGAUGAUGACCUUUUCUGGGGUCCAAUUGAUCAGUCCAAGCAAGAAACGAAACAAGGUGAUUUCCCACUUCUUGCAAAUGCGGGCAGCCGGGGAACAAAAAGCACUCCUGCUAAAGGAACUGCAAGUGGGGCAUUAAGUCGGCAAAAGUCAAGUGGCAGAGCUAUUGACCGCUCUUUGUCAUCCUCUCCUUCCUCUGCUCAGUCCUCCCUUAAAGGCAAAAGUGAUAUGUUGACAAAGCAUUCUGAGGCCAUGGAUUUCAGAGAUUGGUGUGAGGGUGAAUGUGUUAGGCUUAUUGGGACAAAAGGUAAGAUACAAGUUUCUUGGAAUUUUGUUUGAAGCAAUCUAGAGCCGAGGCUGAGAUACUUCUGGUAGAGAACCUUGGAUCAUUUGAUCCAAAUCACGAGUUCAUUGAGAAAUUUCUCAACUACAAGGAAUUGCUACCAGCUGAUGUGCUUGAGAUUGCUUUUCAAAAUAGAUAUGACAGAAAGUUCAUGGAUAUGGGCACUGGAAAUGUGAACUCAGGCAGUACAAGUGUUGAUAACUUAGACCAAGAUGUUGGAGAUGGGUCUUCUAAGGGAGGAGGCAAGAAGAAAGGGAAGAAAGGGAAGAAGGUGAGUCCGGCUGUUUUGGGAUUCAAUGUCGUCAGCAACCGGAUUAUGAUGGGUGAGAUUCAGACAGUAGAAGAUUGAUAAAUCUUGACUUCUCUUUGAGAUAUCAUAACAUAGAUUAUUGAGACGUCGGGCUAGUUGUAAAUACAUUUGGCUUUACUCUUUGUAAAUGUCCAGCUAGGGUUUCAUUUUUUUUUUUUUAACAAUCUUUUAACCAUCUUAGGGUGCAGGAGUAAUUGAAAACUGCUCAAGCGUUUUUGUUGGAGCGGUGAAAGUCGUUUAUUUUUGGAGAGGUUUAUUUAUAAAAGAGCAACUUUGAUCACAAAAA
Gossypium arboreum is the source of this 5990-nucleotide messenger RNA. Its product is annotated as protein ESSENTIAL FOR POTEXVIRUS ACCUMULATION 1-like. Bases 342 to 5390 code for a protein of 1682 amino acids. The transcript is spliced from 10 exons. The record is from RefSeq and is a predicted model, not a curated record. Gene Ontology annotation, molecular function: protein binding. Lineage: Eukaryota; Viridiplantae; Streptophyta; Magnoliopsida; Malvales; Malvaceae.